Molecule: messenger RNA, 459 nt
Organism: Cornus florida
Lineage: Eukaryota; Viridiplantae; Streptophyta; Magnoliopsida; Cornales; Cornaceae
Exons: 1
Coding region: 1-459 (152 amino acids)
Source: RefSeq, a predicted model, not a curated record
AUGGCUUCAAUUUUAACUGUCAAGAGAUUUUUGAUUCAGUUUGAAAAAACCUUAGGUUUAGCUAUUAAUAAGGACAAAUCAGAGGUUUUUCUUACAAAAUCAGUGAGAAGAAGGGAUGCUAUUGUUAGAUCUUUAGGGUGUAAGGUAGGAAAACUACCUUUUACUUACUUGGGGCUCCCUAUUUCUGAUAAAUUGCUGAGAAGAGUUGACUGCCUUAGUUUGGUUGAUAUAGUAAUUGAUGUUACCUCUAGAUGGAAUGGUAUGAAUAUAUCAAUGGAUGGGAGGGUGGAAUUGAGCAGAGCUAUGAUUAUUCCAAUGGUGCAGUAUUGGACUUCAGUAUUUUCUCUUCCUACUGCUGUUUCAAAUUUGAUUGAGAGAAGAAUGAGGAACUUUGUUUGGGGACACCUUGAAAACAGAAAGAAGCUAUGGGCUCCGAUGGAAGAAUCUUACAAUGCCUAA